UCCGUAGACCGCCGCCAGCUGGGCAGGUCAGGAGUACAGAACGUCCUGGUGCGGACACGCAAUCCGCGUGUGAACCUGCGUUGGGGCAGUUCCCGUAGCUCGUACUCGUUUGGUUAUCCGGCCGUAGCGGACAGCUGAGGAGAGCUCACCGUAUUUCGGAAAACAUGGCGAAACCCGAGUCACUGGGCGAAAAUGUCACGUCGAGCACUUCGAGGCAGUCGCAGCAGUGCGUUGUCUACUUGUGCCAUGCACCGAUUCAAAACGCGAAUUCCGCUGGCGUGAGCCUGCUGUCGUCGUUCGCUUCAGCAUCGCAGCGGGUAUGCGGCGAUUCGUGGGAGAAGCACUGGCUGGUGGUCUUCGACUACGGCGAAGACGUGGUGCUCGUCUGCGAUGCGGACAUGGACCACUCGGGGGCACUGACGGGGCGCAAGUAUUGGAAGAAGCGGACGGCGGUCUUCAAUGGGUCGUACUCGUACAAGAAACGCCUGGGAAAGCACACUAUUCCGAAGGCACGCGUCGAGGAGGCCAUGCUCGAGAUGUGCGACUCGGGCCAGUACCACCUGACGAGGAACAACUGCCAAAAGUGGGCCAAAGAGCUCCUGCGACGGCUCGGAGUGGUGGUGCCUCUGGACGAGCCGGACGCGCAGAACGUGGUCGAGGGUGUCGUCCAGCCGCUCGUCGGCGGCACACUGCUCGCAGGCGCCUUUGCUGUGUUGAAGUUCAUCUUGUUCAGGGGACGCAUUUAGGACCAACCGAAGCUACAACAGAUUGCCGGACAAGGACAACUUACAGCAGUGCCUUCCCGUGUUACCUUUCAUGAAAUAAAAAUGUUUCACAAUUCCUUCUUGACAAA
This is a messenger RNA of Rhipicephalus microplus (southern cattle tick), 853 nucleotides long. RefSeq lists its product as uncharacterized. Lineage: Eukaryota; Metazoa; Arthropoda; Arachnida; Ixodida; Ixodidae. The record is from RefSeq and is a predicted model, not a curated record.